AUGUCUGAAAUUUUGAAAUAUCUAGAAAGCCAUCAAAAGCAAUUUGAUGCCACAAUAACCGAGGCCUAUACAUCUGAAGCUGAUGAAUCACAGUAAAGAGCUUUAAUGCAGUCUGUUAAAAUACUCAAAGAAGUUGAGAUGCUUAUUGAGAGAAAAAGAUAAGCAUAAAAAUUUUUGAAUGAGAAGAAUUUAGGCGCAGGAUUUUCAGACUCAUAAUAAGCAAAAGGAGAUAGCUAAGAUAUCAGUUUUCUUUCAGAUUCUUCAUUGCAUAAGAUCGAAAAACUUAGUGAAUAGACCAAUAAUAUGGUAGUGUAGUACAAUAUAAUGAGAAUAUUUGAUUUAGUGUUAAAAGGAAAACUUAUCAAUAUUGAAUAGAAAGAUACUAGUGACCUUAUCUAUUUCAUAAAUAACAUCUUCCUUUUGCAUGACUUGAUGGUUGGAACAUCGAUAGCUAGAAGAAUGGUUUAAAGAUCUAAAGCUUUACUAAAUUACGUACUUAAAAGGAAAGAUAUAAAUGAGGAUUAGGAAGAGGAAAUUAAAGAAUUGUUGGCACUACCGAACUUAAAAGGUUCUGACGCAUUCAAUGAUUUUGAAAAUCAAACAUUUGAGAUUAAAAGACUUUGCAAAUCAACUAAUAUUCCAGAUAAGAUUAGCGGUAUUCAAUAACUCUCAGAAAAAUUGACUUAAUGUUUGACAUUGUAAGAGUAGCUAUCACUUUUCUCAUCUAAAUGCUAGGCAAUAAUUAAAUCAAUGAUAAGAGAUAUAAAAGAGGGUGACAAGGAAAUUUUUAAUACUCUCUCAAAUUUUCUGACAGCUAUGAUAUUUGAUACUGAAUACCUUGUAGAGAUAGACAAGGAUAUCUUAAGUUAAACUUUAAAUGGAAGAGAUUAUAUCAACGCUGAUGUAUAAGGUGGCUAAAUUGACACUAGUAAAGAGACUAUUCUCUAUUAAUUAACAGAAUAGAAAGAGGCACUGGAACAAUCAGAAGGGCUUUAUUCUUCAAUAGCACUAAUAAUAAACUUUUUCCUUUCAUUCCCAAAGAACAUCAAUCUUUAAUCUACAGUUUUAACUGUAUUUAAGCGACUAUACAAUUCAUUCCAUGUUUAUAGAAAGAACUUGGAAGAUCCCAUUAUUAUGGUUCUUAUCAACAUUCAUCACAAAUUUAAUGAGCUCUAACAAAAUAAGUCGUACUUGAAUAGAGCUAAAGCCGCAGCAAGUAGUGGAUAACAGGAAUAGGAGGAUUAAAAAAUUGAAGAAUCCUACAUCGAAGCAUAGAAAUUUGUGAAUUAUCUUAUUUCAUCUGAUGAAACAGAAGCUACUUUCAAGGAAAAAAUAUUCAGCAGAAAGGAAUUGUAGUCUUACUUAGCAGCUGAGAGUCUUGAAAAACAUAAACCAAACCCUAAAUGCUUGAGCAUUCAGAAAUAUGGAGAAUUCAACAUAAAAGUUGGCUAUCCUUAGCUAUAAGAAAUCGGGGCUGGAGCUAACUUCUUCUAGAUGAUUGAAGUUGAAGAGCCUAAUUCCAUUAUUUUCUGUGGAUUUUCAACUACCUCUCAUGAUAUCUAAUUUGGAUUCCAUAAAGUCACUCUAAAAUCUUAAGUAUCAAACGAAGAAGAAAUAUAGCAUGAAGAGCUUGAGGGGAUAUUCCCUCUAACAAAGAUUGAAUCAUUCCCUAAUUUUGUGAAAGUCAGUUUUAUUGCAAAGGAUGCUGGAAUCUAUAAGGUAUUAUGGAGUAAUGAUCACUCAUGGUUCAAAGGAAAGACUUUAGCUUAUCGUAUUUCUGUUUUGAGACCAGUUUAAAGAAAUGAGGGCAAUAAGGGUUAUGAUGUUCAGUCAUCUUUAUUAAAUAGUGAAGUAGACCCAUAUAAAUCUACUUCUGCACCAUCUUCUCAGCGAUCAACCACUAAUGGUAGUAGCGCGAACUCAGCAUCAUAAACUUCAGCGAAUAGUAAUAUGAUCAGAUAGUAAUUAAGACAAAGUAGAGCUAUACUUCCAACGAUCGACCAUAAAAAUGUUAUAUUCAAGUUUAGUAAAGUAGGAGAUAAGUAAGAGUUACUAAAGAGGAAAACUAUCUCAAUUUUUAUGCAUAUUGAUCUUGAUUAUGAUCAAGUCAAAAUUUCAUUUGAUGAUAGUAAAACUGAGUUGACUAAUGAACUUAAUGUCUCACAUAACUUAUCCCAGUUAAUAGAUGAAAAUUUAGAACAGUUAUUCAAAUAGCAAAACAUGAGCAUUGAAAGAGAUUAACAAGUCAUUAAAAUUAGCAUUGGUAUCUCUAAAACAUAAAAAGCUUUAGAUCUUGUAAAGGGUUUCAAUCAUCAAGAAGUAACUCAAAUUCAAGAUAUUUACUACACUAUUACAAUCGUCCAUGAUUCAGAUGUAUUAGCACUGAAUCAAUUCAAUGCUAGCAAUAUGCAAUCAAGUGAAUCUUCUAAAGCAUCUCAAUCACAUAUUUCCAUCAGAAUUAGUGAUAUCUACUUCUAUAGCUCUAUGAUAUUGAGAAAUAGACUAGUCUAGAGUAAAAAUAGCUAUUCUUAUGAGGUUGGAGAUGUAGGAGCACUUGAAAUCAUGGCAGAGACAUUUAAUACUGAUAAUAGUGGUCAUAGUGGUGAUGAAGUAUCUGGUGGCCCAAAUACUUCUCCUGAUCAUAGAAAGGGAAGUAUUUCCUCGAAAUAGUAUGGACUUAAAAAACUUAGAGAUUCUUGGAGAGAAUCACAGUUUAUGGCUAUUGCUUUAGCGAAUUUCCAAAGAUUAUCAAGCUAGAGAUUAAAUGUAGUCUUUGUCUUAAGCGGAUUUGAGGAUGAAAGUUAAAAAGUCAAACUUAAUGAUUAUGUUAAGCAGGUAAAAGAUCAUUAUGAUUCAAUCAGUCAAGGAAUUAGUGAUCUUGGAAUAAAUAUUGAGCUUAAAGAGGAUGAUUAUCAAAUGCAAGCUAUUAAAAAUAUUGUCCCUCUCUUUGAUAAUUGA
Molecule: messenger RNA, 2958 nt
Organism: Stylonychia lemnae
Lineage: Eukaryota; Ciliophora; Spirotrichea; Sporadotrichida; Oxytrichidae
Source: the annotation of a GenBank genome assembly